Messenger RNA from Clupea harengus (Atlantic herring), 6631 nucleotides. It is a transcript of the gene cdc42bpaa, whose product is annotated as CDC42 binding protein kinase alpha (DMPK-like) a. Lineage: Eukaryota; Metazoa; Chordata; Actinopteri; Clupeiformes; Clupeidae. The transcript has 40 exons. Gene Ontology annotation, cellular component: cytoskeleton; actomyosin; cytoplasm. Gene Ontology annotation, molecular function: ATP binding; protein serine/threonine kinase activity. Bases 1213 to 6621 code for a protein of 1802 amino acids. The record is from RefSeq and is a predicted model, not a curated record. Gene Ontology annotation, biological process: actomyosin structure organization; peptidyl-threonine phosphorylation.
AGCAGCUGCUAUGUGUCGGCCGCCAUAUUGGUCUGGGAUUUUGCUGCACCGCAGACUGUGGAGAAGCUGGCUCCAAUGGGGAGUUCGCCAGGAGGCUGGAGUUGCUAGUUGGAGCUACAUGGUUUUGGAAAACGCCGCAAAACCUGCCUUACACCGUAUGCCAUGGCUUGGAUAUAAUGUUUUUACGACGAAUGGAGCUAGUUUUCUGCAUUAUCGUCUUUGGGUACCAAUGGAACUUGGCUGACAUAAUGAAUUGAGAUGAAAUCGAAGUUCCUUGCUGGACAACCAGGAGAGCUAUUCACACUGAUGGACCUAACCCAGGCAGGCGACGUAUUAAUUUAGCAACUAAGUUAGUCCGGAGUUUUAGUUCAUGGUCUCACGUUUACACUAGGCCUAUUUCUUAUGUGUAUAUAAUACGUUUUACGUUAUGUUAUAUACGAUUUAUUCAUGAGGUAAUGUAACGUUAUUUGAUAGCUGUGUGUUAACCACAGCCAUUGUCGCUAACGUUAGGUAGCAUUGGAAAGCUAAAGCUAGAAAAGCUAUUAUUGAGACUGGCAGUAACAUUAACGGAGCUAGCAGAGGCACUACAGAUUGGUUUAAGCAUGACCGAUUUAUUUUAGUAUUGCAGAGCCUGGUGGGUCAAGAAGACUAAUUAAGUUUUUGUCACGAAAUUAAUUUCAGGACUAAAUGGGGAUAUAAUAACUUGCUACUGUUCUGUUAACUUGUCCCUAUACUUAGCUGGCAAGCUAGCUAGCCAGCCAACUACCAGUCCAGUCGUCAAACCAACCAACCGGUCAAUGUAGUCUGAUAAUUAACGUUAACGUAGCUAGCGUUAGACAGCUUAGCAGUCUUGGCACAUAAGCCGGUGGAUAAAAGGACCUAAGAGGCAUAACCACAAUGCAGAAGACAGCAAAUCAGUAGAAUUACGCGUUAUUGCCUUCAUCACUGGAAUCAUUACGACCUGCCAUAAACAUUUCAAAUAUGUAACUGGCUAUCAAGAGAAAAAUUGCAACGUAAGCCCACCCAGUUCCCAAUGUGUUAGCUUGGUGCUAACUAUCAUAGGGGGAUGAGUGGUUUGCUGUAACGUUAGCCAACAUAAUCAGCGUGGCUUAGCGAAUAGCUAACUUAAAGCUACCUCAAUCACAGAGUAAUAUCACCCUGGAUAUUUGGACACGGUUUGUCUGAGGAAACGUCCUUGGUUUCAGCGCAAACAUGUCGGGGGAAGUUCGUUUGAAAAAGCUGGAGAAGCUGGUGUUGGACGGCCCUGUUCAGUCCAACGGACAGUGCUUCAGCGUGGAAACGCUUUUGGAUAUUCUUAUUUGCCUGUACGACGAAUGCAUCAACUCCCCGCUCCGAAGAGAGAAGAAUAUAGCGGAAUUUCUUGACUGGGCCAAGCCGUUCACCUCCCAUGUGAAGCAGAUGCGACUACAUAAGGAGGACUUUGAGAUCUUGAAGGUGAUUGGCCGAGGAGCCUUCGGAGAGGUGGCCGUGGUGAAGGUGAGGAACGUAGAUAAGGUGUUCGCCAUGAAGAUCCUCAACAAGUGGGAGAUGCUGAAGCGAGCUGAGACGGCGUGUUUUCGCGAGGAGAGGGACGUCCUGGUGAACGGGGACAACCAGUGGAUCACCACGCUGCACUACGCCUUCCAGGAUGACAACUUCCUGUACCUGGUGAUGGAUUACUAUGUGGGCGGCGACCUCCUGACCCUGCUCAGUAAGUUUGAGGAUCGCCUGCCAGAGGACAUGGCUCGCUUCUACGUGGCCGAGAUGGUGUUGGCCAUACACUCUGUGCACCAGCUGCACUACGUCCACAGGGACAUCAAGCCAGACAACAUUCUGCUGGACGUGAACGGACACAUCCGCCUGGCUGACUUUGGCUCCUGCCUCAAACUCAUGGAGGACGGCACGGUCCAGUCCUCGGUGGCGGUGGGCACUCCGGACUACAUCUCCCCAGAGAUCCUGCAGGCCAUGGAGGAGGGCAAGGGGAAGUACGGCCCCGAGUGCGACUGGUGGUCCCUGGGCGUCUGCAUGUACGAGAUGCUCUACGGAGAGACGCCCUUCUACGCCGAGUCACUCGUGGAAACCUACGGCAAGAUCAUGAACCACAAGGAGCGGUUCCAGUUCCCGGUCCAGCUGACGGAGGUGUCGGAGGAGGCCAAGGACCUGGUCCGGCGCCUGAUCUGCAGCCGGGAGCACCGACUGGGUCAGAACGGCCUCCAGGACUUCAAGCAGCAUCCUUUCUUCACCGGCAUCGACUGGGACAACAUCCGCAACUGCGAGGCCCCCUACAUCCCCGAGGUCAGCAGCCCCUCGGACACGUCCAACUUCGACGUGGAGGAUGAUUGCCUCAAGAACGCGGAGACCAUGCCCCCUCCCUCUCACACAGCCUUCUCUGGACACCACCUUCCAUUCGUGGGAUUCACCUACACCAGCAACUGCUCCCUGUCGGACCGCGGCUGCCUGCGGGAGUGGGGCGGUCCGGGCGCGAUGGACGUGGGGGUGCAGCGCAGCCUGGAGGACAGCCUGGCGGCGGAGGCGUACGAGAGACGGCUGCGCAGGCUGGAGCAGGAGAAGCUGGAGCUCAGCCGCAAACUACAAGAGGCCACUAAGACGGUGCAGACCCUGCAGUACUCCAGUGGGGACGGAUCCGGACCCGGACCCGUCAGCACCGGACCCGUCGGCACCAACAAAGAGUUUGAGGUCCGCGGCCUCAAGGAGGAGAUUGAGAGCCUCAGGAAGCAGAUCGCAGACUCGGGGCAGCUGGAGCAGCAGCUGGGGCAGGCCACCUCCGCUCGACGGGACCUGGAGGAGUCGUCCCAGCGCAUCCGCUCGCUCGAGAAGCAGAUGAAGAGCAUCAGGCAGGAGAGGGACGACUCGCAGAAGGAGCUGAGUGAGCAGAGUGAGCGUGUGAAGUCUCAGGGUAAGGACCUGAAGGAGGCACACAGCCAGAGGAAGCUGGCCAUGCAGGAGUUCUCGGAGAUGAGCGAGAAGCUGACGGACCUGCGCUCCACCAAGCAGCGCCUCGCCCGCCAGCUCCGCGACAAGGAGGAGGAGAUGGAGGCCCUGGGCCACAAGAUGGAGGCCGUCCGGCAGGACGUGCGCAAGACCGAGAGGGCAAGGAAGGAGCUGGAAGCACAGGCUGAGGAGCAGGCAGCGGAGGCCCAGAAGGAGAAGAAGCUGAGGGAACGCAGCGAGCAGUACAGCAGACAGCUGGAGGAGGAGCUGGAGAUGGUGAAGCAGAAGCAGGUAGGGCGCGUCCCCAGUUUGUCAGCGGCCCCUGAGCAGCAACAGGAGCUGGGGCGUCUCCGUGGCGACCUGGAGAAUCAGACGGUGCUGCACGAGGAAGAGUUAGCGCGUCGCGAGGCGCAGUACGCCAACGAGCUGAAGAACCUGAAGAAGGAGCUGCGCGAUGGAGACGGCCAGCAGGUGGCGCUCAACAAGGAGAUCCUGGUGCUGAAGGACAAGCUGGAGAAGACCCGCAGAGAAAGCCAAAGCGAGCGUGAGGAGUUUGAGACGGAGUACAGGCAGAAAUAUGAGAGGGAAAGAGUCCUGCUCACAGAGGAGAACAAGAAACUCUCCAGCGAACUCGACAAGGUAACCUCCCAGUAUGAGAAGCUGAGCUCCAGUAAUAAGCAGCUGGAGGAGGACCUGAGAGAGCUGUCUGAUAAGAAGGAGAGCGUAGCCCACUGGGAGGCCCAGAUCACAGAGAUCAUCCAGUGGGUGAGUGAUGAGAAGGAUGCUCGUGGCUACCUGCAGGCUCUCGCCACCAAGAUGACGGAGGAGCUGGAGGGACUGAGGAGCAGCAGCCUGGGAGCCAAGGGGACGGACAUGCCGUGGAAGAUGCGUCGCCUGGCCAAGCUGGACAUGUCUGCCCGUCUGGAGCUGCAGUCUGCCCUGGACGCUGAGAUCAGAGCCAAGCAGGCCAUCCAGGACGACCUCAACAAGGUCAAGGCCGACAACAUGGCCACUGAAUGCAAACUGCAGGAGUCGGAGAGUAAGAACCAGGAGAUGCAGUCUGAGAUCGACAGACUCAAACACGAGACUGAGGAGCUGCGCAUUGGAAAGGGAGUGAAACACCAGGACUCCCAUAAUUCCUUCCUUGCCUUCCUGAAUGCACCUACCUCUGGUCUGGAUCACUUCGAUCGUUCCCACGCCUGUGGUCCACCUAGCAAAGGCAGAAGAAUCGACUCCAUUGAUAACUUCAGCCUGUCCAACACGCCCUCGCGUGAGGAUGAUGCCAAAUCUGGCCAGCUGAUGGCGCACUCGCGCUCCCCCUCCACCACCAGUGACAUGGAGCCUCUGGAGGGGACUGACCAUCCUCGCACGACCACCCCAACCAUGCGGUCUACAUAUAGUGGGUCCAGCCUGGGAACACCAAAGCCCCGUGCUCAUCAGUUUGUGGUGAAGUCCUUCACCACCCCCACCAAGUGUGGCCAGUGCACCUCCCUGAUGGUGGGCCUCAUCCGACAGGGCUGCACCUGUGAAGUCUGUAACUUCUCGUGUCAUGUGACCUGUGCGGACAAGGCGCCCGCCGUGUGCCCCAUCCCCCCCGACCAGACCAAAGGGCCACUGGGCAUCGACCCCCAGAAGGGCAUCGGCACCGCCUACGAGGGCCACGUGCGGGUUCCUAAGCCGGCGGGCGUGAAGAAGGGUUGGCAGCGGGCGCUGGCGGUGGUGUGUGACUUCAAGCUGUUCCUGUAUGACGUGGCUGAAGGCAAGGCGGCCCAGCCCAGUGUCAUGGUCAGCCAGGUCAUCGACAUGAGAGAUGAGGAGUUCUCCGUGAGCUCGGUGCUGGCGUCUGACGUCAUCCACGCCAACAGGAAGGACAUCCCCUGCAUCUUCAGGGUGACGGCGUCCCAGCUGGUGUCGGCGGGCGGUAAGAAGUGCUCGGUGCUCAUCCUGGCCGACAGCGACCAGGAGCGCAACAAGUGGGUGGGGCUUCUGAGCGAGCUGCAGCGGCUCCUGCGGAAGAACAAGCUGAAGGAGCGCUCCGUCUACGCGCCCAAAGAGGCCUACGACAGCGCGCUGCCCCUCAUCAAGGGCACGCAGACCGCCGCCAUCAUAGAUCAUGAACGCAUUGCCUUGGGGAAUGAAGAGGGCUUGUAUGUUCUUCACGUCACCAAAGAUGAGAUCAUCCGUGUGGGCGACAACAAGAAGGUCCACUUGAUCGAGCUGGUUCCGUCCGAACAGCUGCUGGCCGUGGUGUCGGGACGGAACCGGCACGUGCGUCUGAUCUCGGCCACGGCGCUGGACGGGCGCGAGAGCGAGGCCUACAAGCUGGCGGAGACGAAGGGCUGCCAGGCACUGUGCUGGGGGCUGGUGAGGCACGGCUGCCCGCUGAGCUGCCUGUGCGUGGCCGUCAAGCGCCAGGUCAUCCUCUACGAGCUCACCAAGACGCGCACGCGCCAGCGGAGGCUCAAGGAGCUGCAGGCGCCCGCGCCCGUCCAGUGGAUGGCCAUGAUCAACGAGAGGCUCUACGUCGGGUACCAGGCGGGCUUCAUGCGGUACAGCCUACAGGGCGACGCCGCCCCCGUGCCCCUGCUGCACCCUGACGACCACACGCUGGCGUUCAUCGGGCAUCUGGGCCUGGACGCCCUGUGUGCCGUGGAGGUCUCCGUCAAGGAGCUGCUGCUCUGCUUCAGCAGCGUGGGCGUCUACGUGGACAGCCAGGGUAGACGCUCGCGCCAGCAGGAACUCAUGUGGCCCGCGGUGCCCACCGCCUGCUGCUACAACGCCCCCCACCUGUCAGUGUACAGUGAGAACGCCGUGGACGUGUUUGACGUCAACACCAUGGACUGGAUUCAGACCAUCCCUCUGAAGAAGGUGCACCCGCUGAACACAGAUGGCUCAUUGAACCUGCUUGGGUUGGAGACGGUUCGCCUCAUUUACUUUAAGAACAAGACAGCAGAAGGGGAUGAGCUGGUGGUCCCGGAGACGUCUGAUAACAGCCGCAAGCAGAUGGUGCGCAGCAUGAACAACAAGAGACGCUUCUCCUUCAGAGUACCGGAGGAGGAGAGGAUACAGCAGCGGAGGGAGAUGCUGAGGGAUCCUGAGAUGAGGAGUAAAUUGAUCUCCAAUCCCACCAACUUCAACCACGUGGUGCACAUGGGACCAGGAGACGGCAUCCAGAUCCUCAAAGACCUGCCUAUGAACAUUCGACCCCAGGAGAGCCGCGGUGUUCUGGGCGGGUCCGUCAGCAUCCCCACCAUCGCCAAGAACCGACCAGAACCGGGACGCUCCAUGAGCGCCAGCAGCGGCCUCGGAACACGUUCUUCUCAGAACGGCAGUGCUCUCCGGCGUGAGUUCUCUGGUGGGAGCUACGGUUCCGGUAAACGACAGCUGACCUCCCCCUCCGAAGGCUCGCUGUCCUCAGGGGGGGGCCUGGACUGCGGGGGGGACGCCCCCAUCUCCCAGUUUGACCGCGACUGGCCGUCCAAAGAGAAGACCCCCGAUCUGAAACGGGCGUUAAGGACCCUGCUUAGUAAGAUGAAGGACUCGGACUCCCCCCGCCACUCCACGGCCUCCAACAGCUCCAACCUGAGCAGUCCCCCCAGCCCCGCCUCCCCACACAAGCCCAAGACACUCUCCCUGGAGAGCUCCGAGCGCAUGGGCUGGGAGACAUGACCCCCCCACC